CUCCUCCUGCAGCUGCAGCAGUGAAGGAGGAAGAGGCGGCGCAGCCUGCUGCACCUUCCGAGCAGUCGGUGAGAGCGAAGGAAGUAUUGGGAGACGGUUUUUGGACCGCAGAGUGGUGAAAGGAAGAGUCGAGCUUCUACUGAAAUGGAAGGGGUUCUCAGAUGAGGAUAACACAUGGGAGCCGCAAGACAACCUGGACCUCGACCUAUCACAGAGUACAUGCAGAACACACAAGAAGGGGGAGAGAGAAGGCAGAGGGCAAGAGGAAAUUUUGUCAUGAGGUCUCGGGAGACUCAGAGGAGCGAGGGAGCAAGAGGAAGGAGGAGGAGGAGAAACUGAGAGGAGGAGAGAGACCCAAACGUCACCACUGUCAACACUGUGACAAGUCCUUCACAACAUCUGGACAUUUAAAGAUUCAUCAACGCAUUCACACUGGAGAGAGGCCGUACAGCUGUGAUCUGUGUGGUAGAACAUUUACUCAGAGCGGUAGCCUGAAAAUCCACCAGCGCAUUCACACUGGAGAGAAGCCGUACUGGUGUGAACAAUGUGGGAAAACAUUCUCUGUGAAAAGUAGCCUUAAAAAACACCAGCAUGGUCACACUGGAGAGAAGCCGUACAGCUGUGAUCUGUGUCGCAAAAUCUUUUCUAGUAGGUAUUGCCUAAAAAUGCAUCAACGUGUUCACACCGGAGAGAAGCCGUACAGGUGUGAACAAUGUGGGGUAACUUUUUCUCUGAGGGGAAACCUUAAAUCUCACCAGCGUGUUCACACUGGAGAGAAGCCAUACAGCUGUGAUCUAUGUGGGGAAACAUUUGCUCAGAGUAGUAGCCUUAAACCUCACCAGCGUCUUCACACUGGAGAGAAGCCGUACAGCUGUGAUCUAUGUGGGGAAGCAUUUGCUCAGAGUAAUAGCCUUAAAUAUCACCAGCGCGUUCACACUGGAGAGAAGCCGUACAGAUGUGAUCUAUGUGGGGAAGCAUUUUUUCAGAGUGGUAGCCUUAAAUCUCACCAGCGCAUCCACACUGGAGAGAAGCCGUACUGGUGUGACCAAUGUGGGAAAACGUUUUCUGUGAGAAGUAGCCUUAAAAAACACCAGCGUGUUCACACUGCCUCGUUGUGAGCAUGUUUCAGAGCCAAGCUGUUUCCUCCUUCCUCCUUCUCAUGCCCUGAUAGCUGUGUUAUUUUCUGAUCUUCUCUCCACAUUGAAGGCUGACCAGCAGUAACUUAAUCUUCUGAAAAGCAUGUAUUUACAUUACAUGUUGUUUAGCCGACGCUUUUAUCAAAAGUAUCUUCCAAUUAGGUGCUUCCAACCCCGAAGGUGCAAACUCCAGAAAACAAGUAGUGAGUGCAAGUACAAUACCUUUAAAUAAGCAAAAGUAAAAAAGACAUAUCAAAGUGCAGCUUCAAGAAAAAAAACAACUUAUAUAUACAGUGGGGUUCGAAAGUUUGGGCGCCCAAGGUAAAAAAUUGUAUAAAUGUGCAUAAAGAAGCCAAGAAAAGAUGGGGAAAAUCUCCAAAAGGCAUCGAAUGACAGAUUAGAAAUUUGAAUAAUAUGUCACAAAAAGUAAGAUUUUAUUUCCAUCAUUUACACUUUCAAAAUAACAGAAAACAAAAAAAUGGCGUCUGCAAAAUUUGGGCACCCUGCAGAGUUUCUGCAGGCCCGCCCCCUUUGGAGCUGAGACCUGACUGUGUCAUGGAUUGUUCUCAAUCAUGUCUGGAACCCCAGGUGAUGUCAAUUUUAAGGUUUUAACUGCCCAACUCAUCUGACCUGCCCCACAAUCAGCACCAUGGUUCUCAAAGCAGUUGUCUAGAAAACUGAAACUGAAAAUAGU
Molecule: messenger RNA, 1830 nt
Organism: Etheostoma spectabile (orangethroat darter)
Lineage: Eukaryota; Metazoa; Chordata; Actinopteri; Perciformes; Percidae
Product: zinc finger protein 239-like
Exons: 3
Coding region: 162-1118 (318 amino acids)
Biological process (GO): regulation of transcription by RNA polymerase II
Molecular function (GO): DNA-binding transcription factor activity; RNA polymerase II cis-regulatory region sequence-specific DNA binding
Source: RefSeq, a predicted model, not a curated record